AAAGCGUGUAUUGGGGAAAAAAUAAGAGACACGAGAAGAAAGAAAAAGAGAAAAAGAAAAGACCACCAAACCCAUGGAGUUGUUGUGUUGCCAUUUCAUACCUUGGUAGGAGGAGGCCAAAUCCAUAGCCAAAGCCUCUCUCACAAUCCUCAAACCCCUUUUGCUUUACGUUCUUCUCUCUUCCAAAUUCGAUUCCUUUUUAGUCUCACGAGGGGGUGGGGGUCCCUGCUUGAUCUUCAAUCAAUCUAUCUAUCUAUCAACGAUAUUCUUUUUAUUUUUCCGAUCUGCCCCCAUCGGGAUCGCCUCCUCAGUCAUCUGGUACGUUUGAUAAGGAGGAAACAUCGAAUCAGUUGGUGUCGGAAUUUCGAUUGGUUUCUGUCUGAUUGUUUGUCAUAAAACAUUGUAGAGAUCUUUUUGGAACUUUAACUGGUUAAAGAAAAGAUGGAUGAAAACAAUGGAGUUUCAAGCUCACUUCCACCAUUCCUCACCAAAACAUACGAAAUGGUAGAUGAUUCCUCUUCCGACUCAGUCAUAUCCUGGAGCGAUCACAACAAAAGCUUCAUCGUCAAGAACCCCGCCGAGUUUUCAAAAGACCUCCUUCCAAGGUUCUUCAAACACAAGAACUUCUCCAGCUUCAUCCGUCAGCUCAACACAUACGGUUUCAGAAAAAUCGAUCCGGAGAAAUGGGAGUUCGCAAACGAGGACUUUGUCAGAGGCCAGCCUUACCUAAUGAAGAACAUCCACAGGAGAAAACCUGUCCACAGCCACUCGUUACAGAACCUACAAGCGCAGAGUCCUUUGUCCGAUUCAGAAAGACAGAGCAUGAAGGAUCAGAUCGAGAGGCUGAAAAGGGAGAAAGAAGUCCUUCUCGCGGAUUUACAGAGCCAAGAGCUCGAGCGUAAAGGGUUCGAGCUGCAAGUAACAGCGCUGAAAGAUCGGUUGCAGCAUAUGGAGCAGCGUCAGAGAUCUAUAGUGACGUUCGUUUCGCAGGUUUUGGAGAAACCGGGGAUUUCUCUAAACCUAGAAACCCACGAGAGAAGGAAAAGAAAGCUGCAAGAGACGACUUCUUCUCUUCUUCCGAGCAGGUCGCAUGCUGAGCAGGUGGAGAAGUUGGAGUCUUCUUUAACGUUCUUAGAGAAUCUUGCCAUGGAAUCGUGUGAUAAGAGUAUGGAUAUCGAUGUGAACGAGUCAACCAGCUUUGCGGAGAGUCUAAGUAAUGGGGAUAACAGACCAAAGUCAGCAAAGAUUGAUAUGAACGCAGAGCCUGUUACUACCAUUGCUGCUGCUCCGAAGACAGGGGUUAACGAUGUGUUUUGGGAGCAGUGUUUGACAGAGAAUCCAGGAUCGAUUGAACAGCAGGAAGUUCAGUCAGAGAGGAGAGAUGUUGAUGCGAAUAAGAUUGGGGGUGGAAGGACGUUUUGGUGGAAUGCUAAGAAUGUAAAUGAUAUUGCAGAGAGAGUUUGACUUUGAUAUUUGAAGGUCUUUUGUAAAUUAGAUUAUUUUUAUUUUUUUCUAUACUUCUGGACACAACCAUUGACUUGUGGUUCAUUGUUUACUCUGUUUCUGUAAGCUUAUUGUUUUGAGACAAGAGCAAUAUAAAUAGAUGCAUAUUGGCUCUGGAUUGA
Raphanus sativus (radish) is the source of this 1625-nucleotide messenger RNA. Its product is annotated as heat stress transcription factor A-4c. Gene Ontology annotation, cellular component: nucleus. The transcript has 3 exons. The record is from RefSeq and is a predicted model, not a curated record. Gene Ontology annotation, molecular function: DNA-binding transcription factor activity; RNA polymerase II cis-regulatory region sequence-specific DNA binding. The coding region runs from base 442 to 1464 and encodes 340 amino acids. Gene Ontology annotation, biological process: regulation of transcription by RNA polymerase II. Lineage: Eukaryota; Viridiplantae; Streptophyta; Magnoliopsida; Brassicales; Brassicaceae.